AUGACAGCAUCAACUCUAGUUCAAUAUAUUGUGGUGCGUUCCGAUCUCAAGGCCUCCCUCUCCUGGUCCCUCGGUUCGGUAAUCGCACAGGCAUGUCAUGCCUCCACGGCGGCGCUGCAGAAAUUCGCAGAGCACGAAGAUACACGGGCCUACGUGGCGGAUUUGGAGAACAUGCGCAAGGUGGUACUAGGCGUCAGUGACGAGGCCAAACUGGCCUACCUUUCACAAUGCCUCGAGGGCGAGCAGAUUGACUUUGUGUUGUGGCGCGAGCAGCCCGAGAACAUCCUUACUGCCCUCGCCCUCCGUCCUUAUCAAAAAAAGGCUGUUCGAAAUCUCCUCGUCGAGUAUCCACUGUUCAGUUAG
Molecule: messenger RNA, 363 nt
Organism: Echinococcus granulosus
Lineage: Eukaryota; Metazoa; Platyhelminthes; Cestoda; Cyclophyllidea; Taeniidae
Exons: 1
Coding region: 1-363 (120 amino acids)
Molecular function (GO): peptidyl-tRNA hydrolase activity
Source: RefSeq, a predicted model, not a curated record